This is a messenger RNA of Penicillium macrosclerotiorum, 417 nucleotides long. RefSeq lists its product as uncharacterized. The transcript has a single exon. The record is from RefSeq and is a predicted model, not a curated record. NCBI's taxonomy places the organism in Eukaryota, Fungi, Ascomycota, Eurotiomycetes, Eurotiales, Aspergillaceae. Bases 1 to 417 code for a protein of 138 amino acids.
AUGCUUACACGCCGCGAGAGACCAGUCACCGACUACGAGCGCUGGCUGCGCGACCAAGACGCAGGCUACCAACCCGGCCCAGCAGCCGUGUUUGGCCCUGGCCCAGACGCCCACGGACAGAGCAUACUCCAGCAGUCUGAGGACAACGCCCGCGGUGGCGAGGACAAAGAGCGGUCGAGGUCGCGAUAUGGGUCUAUAUUCUACCCGAACGAACGGCCGCAUGCUGUACAUCCAACAGCCGCACUCAUAUCUUCCGCUGGCGGUGGGUGCGUGGUGUCAUGUUAUUCGGCGGCGUCUUUGGUGGCUGUGCUUGCGGUUGGGAUGUUGAUUCGAAGGGUGCGGGUGAAGAGACGGGUUAGGAGAGGGUUGGGGCUGGAUGAGAAGAUCAUGGACAUGGAGAAGCGGGUUCUGGAGUGA